AUGAGAAAUUUGCAAAAAAGAGACUACAUUACAGUAAUCACAACAUAUGUUACAACGUCAACAUAUAUCACUUCCUCUGUAUACACAUCUUGCACGGUGGACACUGCGUGGGUAUCCAAUACAACGUAUACUAACAAAACGACUAAUAACCAAACGAAUAAUAACCCAACGAAUAAUAACCAAACGAAUAAUAACCAAACGAAUAAUAACCCAACGAAUCAUAACUCAACGAAUAAUACUCCAACGAAUAAUACUCCAACGAAUAAUAAUUCAACGAAUAAUAACCCAACGAAUCAUAACUCAACGAAUAAUAAUCCAACGAAUCAUAACUCAACGAAUAAAAAUCCAAAGAAAAAUAACUCACCGAAUAAUAACAUAGCGAAUAGUCUAGCGAAACGACAACAGGAAUUAUCGACAGUACUGUCGACAGAAUUAUCGACAGCACAAUCGACAGUUCUCCUGUCAACACCAUCGACUGCUUUAUUGUUAGCACAAACUACUGGUUUACCGACAACAUCAAGUGAAGCUAGCUCUAGUCCGGCAAUUGCAACUACCACUAAGUUAGCAGCAGCAAAUUCCUUAUACAAUGAAUUAACUACCUUCAAUCUCGCAAUUUGGUUAAUUAGUUUUACUUUUAUUAUUAAUCAAUUUAUUUAA
Messenger RNA from Cetraspora pellucida, 657 nucleotides. The record is from the annotation of a GenBank genome assembly. Lineage: Eukaryota; Fungi; Glomeromycota; Glomeromycetes; Diversisporales; Gigasporaceae.